AUGUUCCGGCCUUUCUUGUCUUUUGCUACUCUGUCUGUUCAAUCACCUGCCUUGCUCACGCAACAGGCACCAAAUUUACAGACUCGGAAAGGGCUGGUAAUCCUCGGACUCCAAAACGACUUCGUUCAACCCGGCGGCAAAUUCCCCGUGCCCGUGCCGGCCGACUUCUGGUCCCGAUUAAGCACUCUCGUAACAGGCUUUCGAGAACACGGCGAUGUCCUUUGGGUACGAGCGGAAUCUUCGCCUUUCACUGUGAUCGAUGAGCCAGAUCACCUGGUCUUCAACCCUCGACAAAGGGGAAAGGAGUCAAAGCGUCGUCGCGUUUCACAUGACGGCAGCGAGACGUUGUCUCCUCCUGGUAGCAGGAAAGGCUCGACUACUUCGGAGGGGCAUGGAAAGAGCAGAAAAGGCUCAGCUACUUCUGAGAGUGCGUCUAAGAGCAGGCAAGGCUCCACCGCUUCGCAAGGAUCUACGAAAGCGAAGACUGUCGACGACGAGCUCUUCCUGUCAGCAAAUUCACACAGAGAAGCAUGCUGCCUCCCGAACUCCGGAGGCGCAGACUUGUGUCCCCAAGCUAAGGCCCUGAUCGACCGGAGAGCAGACGGCGAAAUGAUUACCUCACACUACUCCGCCUUCGAUGACGGAUCAUUGGCGCUGGCCCUGCGCUCCAAACUCAUUACCGAAGUGUUCAUCUGCGGCUGCCCUACGAAUUCGCUGGUAUACGCAACUGCAAUGGACGCCGGUCGAUAUGGUGUACACGUCAACCUGAUCGAUGAUUGUCUCCUUGCUCGACGCCCAGAAUUACACAGCCCGGCCAUUGAGGAAUUACGGGAGCUCGUGAUGGCCGAUGUCAGGAGCAGCACCGAGGCGUUGGACAGAUUGGCUCACCCGUCGCGUUACGCUUCUGAGGAUGAAGCCACUGGAGGAGAAGAGAGCGACAUCGAGCACGAUCACGCAGGCACGCCCAGGGACGGUUUCAAGGUAGAUCGGGACCAAACUAGAAGGCAUGAUCUCCCCAACCGAGAGCAACGGGAGCGUGCACUGGAAGCGGAUAGCGAGGACUCCGACUCCCCCAGCAUGGCACUUCCUCCUCGUCGGCUUUCUGCACAGGUGCAGGAGGGACUGCGCGAUUUCAGCUUCGAACCUUCGCCGGCGCAUCGCUCGCUGAAGGCUACAACGGAUUUGCUACAGCAGGCCAUUGCCGCGAGCAAAUUGGGGACAAGUCACUCUGCCUCGAGAAGUGCGAGAGGCGAACGGGGCCCUGAAGAAAGAAGACGAGCGAUGCCAACCCAGCGCCAUCGAGACGGUGUACAUGAGCAUGCUAAGAGCCACAAGACGUCCAGAGACCAAGCACGAGACGCUCCUCCGACUCACAAUAGAAUCAGACAGCGCGACAGAAAGGCUGCCACAGGGCAUCAUCGAUCCCUUCCUCAACCGCUAUUCGGCGAAGGCAAGGCCUCCGAAAGCGCCGGCUCGACCAUGCUCCACGACUUCCUUUCCCCCGAGCUGUCCGAAACAGUCUUCGAUACGCUUUACAAAGAAGUCAACUGGCAAAGCAUGCACCACCAAACCGGCGAAGUGCCCCGCCUCGUCAGCUGCCAAGGCAGCAUUUACCAAGACGGCAGCAAACCCAUCUACCGCCAUCCAUCCGACGAAUCCAUCCCCCUCGAGCCCUGGACGCCAACAGUCGAAGCCAUCCGCCAAGCGGCAAAAGACCAAGUCGGCCACCCGCUGAACCACGUCCUCAUCCAGCUCUACCGCGGAGGAACAGAUUACAUCUCCGAACACUCAGAUAAGACGCUCGACAUCGCGCAAAACUCGUACAUCGUGAACGUCUCAUUUGGCGCGCAGCGCACCAUGCGCCUCCGCUCGAAACGGAGCAGUAGCGCGGGCAACAACGACAAACCCGCUCCCCGCACUACCCACCGCGUCCCCAUGCCGCACAACUCCCUGCUCAAAAUGAGCCUGGCGACGAACGCGGAGUACCUGCACGGCAUCAACGCCGACAAGCGGCCCGGCGUGGAGCUGCAGGAGGCAGAGAAGGCGUACGGCGGCGCGCGCAUCAGUCUUACGUUUCGACACAUCGCGACGUACUUGAACCGCGACUCGACGCUGAUAUGGGGCCAGGGGGCGACGGCGAAGACGAAGGAAGAGGCUUGUCCUGUUGUUAAAGGGGAUGUCUGGGAGAGCGAGAAGUUGGUGCGUGCGUUUGGGGCGGAGAAUCAGGCUUCUGCUAUGCGGUGGGAGGAGGUCUAUGGCGAGGGAUCGAAUGUUUUGCAUUUGAAGUGA
Molecule: messenger RNA, 2289 nt
Organism: Neohortaea acidophila
Lineage: Eukaryota; Fungi; Ascomycota; Dothideomycetes; Mycosphaerellales; Teratosphaeriaceae
Exons: 2
Coding region: 1-2289 (762 amino acids)
Biological process (GO): DNA alkylation repair; DNA repair
Cellular component (GO): nucleus
Molecular function (GO): dioxygenase activity
Source: RefSeq, a predicted model, not a curated record